AGCGUAAAGUUAAAAAGAGAGAGAAUAUAUUGUGAAGUUAAGAAAAGAAAAAAAAGGAUAAAAGGUCCAUUAACAGAAAAGGUUACGGACCCAACUCUAAAAUUCCCGUUAUCUAUUUUUGUGAAUAAUGAGGAUUAACUGGUAGAAAACUGGAAGAAUCGUAAAACGCUUUGGCUGGAUCUUCUCGUCGCGGUGCCCAUACGAAGGGAUCAACAACUCCAGACACCAGAAAAAAGUAACAAAUACUCUCACUUUUUCCCUUUUCAUUUCGACGGGACUAACUCUAAAUUACAGGAUUUUAUUGUUGGAACUGAAGUUUUAAGGUGAUGGCGAGGAUCAAACCACAAGCUUUGCUACAACAGAGCAAAAGGAAGAAAGGCCCAGCUCGAAUAAGUCUUACAACAAUUAUAAUGUUGACUUUGAUUGUCGUUUUGAUUCUGUUUUUUGUGUAUGCCACCUACAGACACUGGACUCAAAGGUCAAGAAUUCAUAUUGAAAACAGGGAAUCAGUUAUUGAGGGUGACAACUCUUUCAUGGAUUCAAAGAAAUCUGAUCUUCCAGGAUAUGCUAUUUUAGAUACUGCGAAAGGCUCUAUUACAGUGGAGCUCUUCAAGGACAUUUCUCCUGAAGUUGUUGAUCAAUUCCUUGAUUUAUGUCAGAGAGGACACUUCAAUGGAAUGCUUUUUCGCCAUGUGAUAAAGCACUAUGUGAUUCAGGCUGCCGAUAGUGAUAAGCUGGGAGCUGUAGAGGACUGGACUUUGAAAGGAAAGCAAUACAGCCAACUUGAUACAAGUUUGAAGCAUGAAGCAUUCAUGCUUGGAACUUCUAAGGUAAAGCAUGAUAAGAAAGAAUUUGAGCUUUUCAUCACAACUGCACCAAUCCCAGAUCUAAAUGAGAAGCUUAUUGUCUUUGGGAAGGUCAUUAAGGGAGAAGACAUUGUUCAGGAAAUUGAAGAGGUGGACACAGAUGAGCAUUAUCGACCUAAAUCUUCUAUAGGGAUCCGCAGUGUGAAUCUGAAACAAAGCAUCUAAAAUCAAAACAUAAGCAAAUAAGUAUUCUAAAUGUAUGUUCUGUUAUUCCAAACAAAGUUUCAGCACCAUCAUAAGAAUCAAUGGUGCAUCCUUUUUUGAACUUCAUACUUCAUGGGGGCUGGUAGUGGUAUUUACUCAAAGUCAAUGUCUAUAGGUCAGUGUCCUUGGUAUUGUUCUGGCUCUUUUUUGGGUUAUCCUUUUUUGUUUUACUAACCUUCUAGCAUUUUCUUUGUUUUUUUUUUUUUUUUUUUUGCGGUGGUGGGGUUUGCAAGUCUGUUUCGAUAUGGACACUGUAUUUGUAGUUUAAUAAAAUUGGAUGAGAUGUACUUUACAAGUCCAACUCCGAAUAGAUAAAUUGAGAAAGGUGUCUGUAAUUUCGGAGAGUGAUAUCAUUAGUGUUCCUUUUAGACUUGAUUUUGAUAUGCAAGUUUUAGGUCCGUGAGUGUGUGUGCAGAACUUUCGUUGCCUCUUUCACAAUCGUAUCCCAAAGUUGAUCCAUUCAUAGAGAGCUAUUUGGAAGUUGGAACAUUAGUGAAGCAGCUAAAGCAUUACAGCAGAAAUACUUAAAUGCUGUAGCUUUUGUAUUUUCGGGUAAAACAAAACUACGGUAAGAAUUAAGAAAUGGACACUCCAAAACAUGCACGUGUUAGUCGGUUGUGGGGAUUUGGAAACAUUUGGCGAGAUCCGAAGAAUGAUCAAACAAUUUUUUAUAACAUUUGAUGUUGGAUUUUAUUUUAUACAACUUAAUAAUUAAGUGAUAUUUUGCAGGUAAA
Gossypium arboreum is the source of this 1804-nucleotide messenger RNA. Its product is annotated as peptidyl-prolyl cis-trans isomerase CYP21-4-like. The coding region runs from base 327 to 1031 and encodes 234 amino acids. Gene Ontology annotation, molecular function: peptidyl-prolyl cis-trans isomerase activity. The record is from RefSeq and is a predicted model, not a curated record. NCBI's taxonomy places the organism in Eukaryota, Viridiplantae, Streptophyta, Magnoliopsida, Malvales, Malvaceae. The transcript is spliced from 8 exons. Gene Ontology annotation, biological process: protein peptidyl-prolyl isomerization.